This is a messenger RNA of Notolabrus celidotus (New Zealand spotty), 3452 nucleotides long. RefSeq names its product phosphatidylinositol-specific phospholipase C, X domain containing 3 (gene plcxd3). The transcript is spliced from 6 exons. The record is from RefSeq and is a predicted model, not a curated record. Gene Ontology annotation, cellular component: synapse. Gene Ontology annotation, biological process: lipid metabolic process. The coding region runs from base 312 to 1190 and encodes 292 amino acids. Lineage: Eukaryota; Metazoa; Chordata; Actinopteri; Labriformes; Labridae. Gene Ontology annotation, molecular function: phosphoric diester hydrolase activity.
GGUUCAGCUCGUCAGGUCAGACAAUGAUUAAAAGCAAAUGGGUGAUCUGAGAGUGAUGGCUCCUGACACUAUACAGGUUAGAGCUUUCUAUAUACGGAUUGUGCUCUUGCAUUGACAUUCUUGAUGUGAUUUCUCCACUCGAGUAGAGAGGCGCUGCCAUUACCUGGGGGCUGUUACAUAACUGAAGAAUUCAGCCACUGGGCUUUAGGGUUCAAGAAGAUCGACUGGAUUGGAUCAUCAAGCAGAAAAAUGGAAGAAAGUGACAGGGGCUCUUCCCACUGGCAGUUGGUUGAAAUCCAGCACAUCCCUUCAUGCAUCAAAUUGGUUCCCAUGAUUCCUUCAGUUUCUACAUCGAUGAGUCGUCUCCCGUGGGCCCAGAGCAGCCAGAGACGGUGCAGAACUUUGUUUCUGUUUUUGGCACGGUGGCAAAGAAGCUAAUGAGAAAGUGGUUAGCUACACAGACAAUGAACUUCAACAGCCAACUCGAGGCCGGGGUCCGCUUCUUUGACCUGCGCAUAUCCACCAAGCCCAGAGACCCCGACAACGAGCUGUACUUCGCCCACGGACUCUUCAGUGCCACGGUCAGAGAGGGUCUGGAGCAGAUUAGUAAUUUCCUGUCUGCUCAUGCCAGAGAGGUCGUGUUCCUGGACUUCAACCACUUCUACGGCGUGCAGAACCUUCACCAUGAAAAGCUGGUGGCCAUGCUGAAGGAGGUGUUCGGAGACAAACUCUGCCCGGUCGUCUUUGCACAGGAGGUGAGUUUGCAGUACCUGUGGGAGAAGGAGUAUCAGGUGCUGGUCUUCUACCACCACCCCAUGGCCCUGGAGGUGCCCUUCCUGUGGCCGGGCCAGAUGAUGCCCUCUCCUUGGGCCAACACUACCGACCCAGAGAAGCUGGUGCAGUUUCUCCAGGCGUCUGUCACUGAUCGCAGGAGGAAGGGGACCUUCUUUGUAUCCCAGGUUGUUCUGACACCAAAGGCAAGCACUGUGAUGAAGGGUGUGGCCAGCGGACUGAGAGAGACCAUCACAGAGAGGGCCUUACCAGGGAUGAUGCAGUGGAUCAGGUCACAGAGACCCGGGGAAAGUGGCAUCAACAUUAUCACAGCUGACUUUGUGGAGCUCGGAGAAUUCAUCAGCGCCGUCAUCACUCUCAACUAUCACCUGGAUGACGAUGAAGAUGAUGCCACCUGAGGGGGUGCAAAGGGGAGGGGGGCUCAGGGAGCACAGACACCACCAGUGGAUUGGUGUGCGCUCUCACUCUUUUCUCUUUGGCAUUUAUUUCAUGAAGGAAGCAGCACUGCUCCUCUCACUUUCGUUAGGGCUAUAGUGAAAUGAGAGAUCAAAUUGUGGAAGGUGGUUGAAGUAAGAGACGUUUGGAUUUGGAGAAACAAUGUGGAUGUUUGGUUGGAGCUCAAAGAAAUGAGGUUUUGUUUAUUUCCUAAUAUGGGGAUAUUUUUUUUCAAAGUGUGAUGUUUUUUAAAACAAACCCACUUUCUGCUAAAUGUACAUCAGUCUAAGUAUUCAAGUAAAUGUGACAGUUAUUUUCUAAUUAAGUCUGUGUAUUCCCGACCCGCUGGUGUAGUUAGAUAGCAUUUGUUUGUCCUGGGAAAUUUGUACAAGAUACGUUUUAAGUUCUAGAAAUAUGCAGCCCUGGUCAGAUCAUUGUAGGGUUGUUUUCUAGUAAAACUAGGCAGAUUGAAUGAAGAGUGUCAAAAAAGUGUUAAUCAAGACCUAGAUCAGAAAUGAAAAUAUUUCCAUCUGUUUUGUUGGAAGUAACUAUUGAUUGAUAGUUAAUAAAAGUCUCUAUCAAGUCAGCUUUAGACCAAGACAUUGAUCAGACACCUUUGUAUAUUGUUAAACUCCUGACUCUUUUACGGCAGAGAAAUACCCAUGAAAGUUCAGCUUGACUUACCAAGAAAGAGAAAACUAAAUCACGACAUGUGCACUUUAACUUUUGUGCAUUUAAACACAAAAAUGAUUUCCCCAUUGAUUUGAUUAAGACAGAUAAAAAUGCAAUCAGUGCCAACAGCCAUUUUUAAUAGUUUAGGCAAAGCGUGACAAAUUUACCAGAAUGUGUGGUGGGUGCAGAGUCGUGAUAGCUAAGUAUAGAAAUACAGUACAGCUGGGUGCAAGAGUCCAUCCACUGUCUGUGUCUCCUCUGCAGAACGCUUGCUCUCUGUGUGUGCAUCUAUAGUUACCGCUGUACGGUAGUAUAUGUGAGUCAUCAUCAGAUGUAUCAUGGUGUUGUCUUUCAUAAUAAGAGGUGAUAAAGUUGCUGAACAGUCAUUCAAAGACCUUUUUUUAUUUCAAACCAGAAGAGGAUAGGCAUCAUUAUCAUCAUUCUGAGUCAGGUUGUGUUGAUGUAACAGCCAUGCUUUGACACUUAGAAAAUAAUACAAGAUGCAGCUCUUUGGUGUCCACUUUAUUUUUAUGUUUCUGAGCUGUGUCAGUACUGGUGCAAUAUAUAUUAACUUUGUUUUCUGUUAAAUGUGUUUUUGUACACCCUGCAGUGUCUCAUUUAAGAUAAAUGACCCCCAUGUACAACAUAUUUCAUUGCUAGGUUUAAUGCAUAAAUAACAUGCAUCACACACCUUCUGAUCAGCCAGGACUUUUCUGCAGAGAAUGUAUUCUGUAGGGACAUUGUUCAAUAUUUUGGUCAUGUAAAACCAAAUUGGGAAACUUAACUCAUAAUCUAAUUUGUGAAUGUAUGUGUCUUGUGAGUAAAUGUGCCAUUUUUAAAGGUGUGUGAUCUUUUGAUCAGGUGAUUGGGCAUUAUUUUUGUAACGUAUGCUUAAAUGUAAUAAUGACUUCAUGUUUAAAGGUCAAACUGUACUUUCUUCACUUCAGUGUGGUUUAACGUUAAAAUGUUUUAUAUUGUGGAACGUUUGUACAUACUGUAAUUGCAAAUAGCAAAAUGCUGAUGACUUGUAAAUGAUUUAAAAUACUGAAAAUAGUCAUUAAUAACAUUUUCUUAUCUUAAACCUUGGUCAGGCUGUCAGACUGCCUCUUGUUUUUUGUGUUUUGUGCAUGAACUGAAAAAAUCUACAUAUAUUUUAUGUUGAAACCCAACUAGGUACUUAAGGUCUGUGCAUCUCUUCGUUUGUUUUUCUGUAGUUAAUCUGCAUACACUUCUUAAGAGCAUGGGUUCAUCUCAGCUGGAAAUGUUUUUACCCUUUAAGACAAAUCUUCAAAUUAUUUAUUUUUUAAAUGUUGCACUGCUCUUACCCUAUACAGAUAAAUACUGCACCCACACACAUGAACAGACUUCAAAAGACUUGCAAUAUGUGUUGUAAGGACUUAUGUGUCUUCCCUUGUCCAAACUGUUGUCACUGCUUUUAUGUUCUGGUGUAAAAAGAGUCCUUUGCUGUUGUAAAACUCAAAAACUUUUGUUGAAAUAGAAGUGACACCGUUCUUAGUGAAAAACUGCCAAUCAAAUAAAGCUUCUAAGCCUCA